Messenger RNA from Malus domestica (apple), 2343 nucleotides. Its product is annotated as UBP1-associated protein 2C-like. Gene Ontology annotation, molecular function: RNA binding. The record is from RefSeq and is a predicted model, not a curated record. Lineage: Eukaryota; Viridiplantae; Streptophyta; Magnoliopsida; Rosales; Rosaceae.
AUUACUCGCUCGGAAAACUCCCAACCCCUCACCCUCUCUCUCCGCUCUCUUCCUCUUCCCAAAGGGUUAGGGUUUAUCCUCUCUCUCUCUCUCUCUCUUCUCCCAAUGGACGCAACCAAGAAGCGCAAGCUCGACGAAAACGGUGUCGUUCUAGACACAGAUCCCUCCUCCGCUCCCAAGCUUUCCCCCGAAGAUGCUCGCAGGCUCAUCGAGCGAUUCACCCCCGAUCAACUCCUCGACAUUCUCCAGGACGCCCUCUCCCGCCACAUCGACGUCCUCGACGCCGUCCGCUCCAUCGCCGAUCCCGACGCCUCCCAGCGCAAGCUCUUCAUCCGCGGCCUCGGCUGGGACACCACCACCGAGGGCCUCCGAUCCCUCUUUUCCGCCUACGGAGAGAUCGAGGAGGCCAUCGUCAUCCUCGACAAAACCACCGGGAAAUCCAAGGGUUAUGGAUUCGUCACGUUCCGCCACGUCGACGGCGCUCUCAUGGCCCUGAAAGAACCCAGCAAGAAGAUCGACGGCCGCAUGACCGUCACGCAGCUCGCCUCCGCGGGGAAUUCGAACUCCAAUACUGCCUCCAACAACGUCGCCGACGUAUCGUUGCGGAAGAUAUAUGUGGCCAAUGUUCCGUACGACAUGCCGUCGGAUAAGCUCUUGGCCCAUUUUGCCCUGUACGGGGAGAUAGAGGAGGGGCCGCUAGGCUUUGAUAAGCAGACUGGGAAGUGCAAGGGGUAUGCGCUGUUUGUGUAUAAGACUCCGGAGGGGGCUCAGGCGGCACUCGUCGAUCCGGUGAAGAACAUCGAGGGGAGGCAAUUGACUUGUAAAUUGGCGAUUGAUGGGAAAAAGGGCAAGUCAGACGGGCCGGGUCAGGGUCAAGGACCCGGGAGUGGGUCCAAUACGCACGGCGAUGGGAUGGGGAUGGCACCACCGUCUUCGAUUCCUGGGCAGUACGGCAUCCCAGGUGGAAUUGGUUCUUAUGGUGGGUAUACCAGUGGGCUUCAGGGCCAGCCUCCGUUGGGUCACCAUCCAUUGGGUGGGCCUGGGUUGUCUGGUAUCGGAAACCAGGUGAAUUCGGGUUUGGGUGGUGGUGGCGGAUAUGGAGGGUUGGGUGGGCCUUAUGGUAACUAUGGCGGCCCUGGGGGUUAUGGUUUAGGUGGUGCUGGUGGGCUAGGUGUUGGACUAGGUGGUGCUGGGUCGGCUGGUGGUGGUCCGGGUGUGGGUACCGGGUCGUCUUUGUAUGGAUUGCCUCCGAGUUCAGGUGGGUUACCAUCUGGGAGGUAUCCAGAGGGCGGGCACUACGGCCUGUCGGCAUAUCAGAAUCAGCACCACCAGCAAGCUGGGACGUCCCCCCAUCCAAGGGUUCCGCAAGGUGGCAUGUACCCAAAUGUGCCACCUUAUUUCUGAGGACGUCUUUGUUCAUGCUUCUGCGUGAAUUCUCUUUGCUUUCGUUGAUUGAGAGGUGACCAAGCAUUUCACUUUUACAUAAGAGGAAGAUGGUUUCCCUUUGCUGUAGUAUUUCUCUUGUUUUUAAUUUUCAAUGAAAUGAUUUAACAGUACUUUUUGUGUUGCCUCCUAAGUUUUAAUUUUAGCAAAAAUAGUAGAUGUGGAUAUUUCAUUCUAAUUUAUGAUGUCGGGUCAUAUUUAGUGAAGAACUUAAGCAAUUGAGUUUCCAAAUGAAUUUUAGUGUUUUCUAUUUUCUCUUAACCGAUGAAAUUUAUAUGACUUGAAAUUUUAAUUAUGUGUUAAGUGUUAACUUUUUAGUCCUUAAUUAUGGAGUAAUAUGGAUAUUAGAAUCUUUAAUCUUUACAAGAUGCUUCUCCAGUCCGCAUAGUGAAGCCUUUUUUGUUUGGUGGGUGUGGAUGGAUUUGUGUGCAUUUUUUUCCUUUGGUCAAUGCGGGUGGAAGCCUAAUACUUGAGAAGGAAUUCAAUUAUCUCUUUUGUGACUUUUAUUAUAUUUUAUGUAUUUGUAUAUAGUUUUUGUUGGGAAUUUGAUGGGAUUGAUUGAGCAACUUAUCAUAACUUUAAGUGAUAGAGUCCAACAGUAAUGUCAUUAGUCCAACACUAUAGAUUCCAAUAAGUGGUGUUUUCUGUGUUUGUUAAGAGCCUAAGACAUAAGGAAUAAUAAAAAUUAGUGGGUCUUACUGUAAAAUCAGAUAUCACAUGAGGGUAGUUUAUUCCAUACCUAUACAACCAGAUUCAUUCCUAUUCAUCACUUUCCCAAAUCCAAUCAAGUAAACAUGCCAUAGGAGGUAUAGCGAGUGACUUACAUGGAUGAUGUGCUUUGCUCAUAGUCAGAUUUUAGUGUGUAGGUUUCAUCCAGUGUUUUAAUACGCAAAAAAAAAA